GAUAGAGCGUGCCGAGGCUCCAUCUUUCAGACCCAGACUUGCGUUAGCCCUUCUGUAGCGGUUGCGGUUCGAAGCGGAGUUCGGGAGACGUCUCGCAAGCAUCGGAAGGCGACAGCGUCUCCUAGAGCGCACGAGGGCUCAACCGUUUUCCCCAGAUUUCUAACUAGGUCCUGCUCCGAUUUCAUUGGCGAAGAAGAGCGUUACCCAUCUGAGCCCCGAAAGAAGCAUGUGAUAUCCGCAUCGCUGGUCCGCGGUUGGAAGUGAGCUCCGACGUCCUUUCAAUGCCUCUUGAUAUUUUGAAAAGGAACCUUCAUAUAUCAAAGCCUCUUCAAGUAUGAGUCUCUAAGCAUUCCUCGUCUGCUUACCCUCGUCAUGGAGACUCUCAAUUUUCCAAUCGACGUUUCCGGCCUCCAAUCCACCCUUCAUCCGCUCCUCCAAACCAUCAAAAGUUCACCAAUUAUCGAUACACUGAAGCCCUCUACAACUGCAGAUAGUGUGGCUGUGCUCCUCUUCCUCCUCUCCGCUCUCGGAUACCUCACGCGCGGCCGCGUCUGGGACAGACCGGACCCGAACUACAAGAUCUACUUCGAGCGACCACAGCUGGUAGAUGGCGAGUCGAGCAGCAAGACAGCCGCAACACGCAACAUCGCACAAUGUCUCGAAGAUGGGAGCUACCAGGCUGUCAUAUUCUGGGGCUCGCAGUCUGGCACAUCCGAGCGCUUCGCUGAGAUACUUGCCCGCGAGUGCUUAAUACAUUUUGGCAUCCGCGCACUGGCCGCAGACCUAUCUGACUACGACGCGGAGAGUAUUGCAGCUAUUCGGGGGACGCACUUCGCCAUUUUCAUUCUGAGCACCUAUGGCGAAGGCGACCCCAGCGACAAUGCUGCUGGUCUCUGGGACUGGAUCAAGCGUGUUAAGGAAGAGAACACGAAGCUCGACAGCCUUCGAUACCUAGCUCUUGGCCUCGGCAAUAGCAACUAUAAGUACUACAACCGCGUUCUCGACGCUGUAGUGCAAGUUCUCGACGCGGCUGGAGCAACGACGCUUGUGCCCUCAAGGAGAGCAGACGAUGCUCGGGGAGCAACCGAGGAAGAUUUCCAGUCGUGGAAGGACGACGUGUUUGCCCUCUUCCGUCGUAUGGGCUAUGAGGAGAAGAGUGUGGAAUACCAACCUACCGUAAAAGUUGAACUGAGAGCCGCGCCCGACCCCCAGAACGACGUUGCACACCAGAUCUCUGUGCACCACCAGCAGUCGAGCACCAAUUCUGCUAUCCUUCCUCUCCCUGUAAAGAACGCUCGAGAGCUCUUCACUGCCGGCGAUCGGAACUGCAUUCACAUGGAGCUCGAUCUUGGAAACAAUGAUAUUGUCUACAAGACUGGUGACCAUAUCGGGAUUUGGCCUUGUAAUCCCGACGAAGAAGUUCAGCGCCUGCUGCAUGCCCUUGGUCUUGAGGCGCGCAGGAGUGAUGCGCUCGAAGUUUCUCCUCUAGAUGGCUCGGCAAAACCGAAGGUGCCGUCUUUGACUACACUUGAAGCAGCACUGCGUCACCACCUUGAGAUAUGUUCCCUGGUCUCGCGCAAGACGGCCUUGGACCUUGCUCAAUUCGCUCCUACUCCCGAAGCGAAAACGAUGAUCUUGGAGAUUGGUGAGGAUCGCGAACGCUACGCACAGCUCAUCUCGACCACGCACGUAACUCUCGCCCGGCUGCUGCAACUCGCCAGUCCCACAGCCCCAUGGACUUCUCUCCCUCUCUCCUUCGUCAUCGAGAACGUUCUGCCAUUGCAACCGCGCUACUACUCAAUCUCCUCAAGCUCCGUCAUCUCGCCCCGAAGGAUCGCCAUCACAGCUCUCGUAGUCAACAAGGCCCUGCCGGGUAAAACGGGAAGCACCAUCCAGGGUCUAACGUCGAACUACAUCCUCUCGGCUUCCAAGCUCCCAUCUAAUGCCUCAAUCCCUACCCCUUCCUUCCAGCACACAGCUUACGACAACAUGGAAAGCGGCAGAGUCUUCGCCCACGUCCGCAAAUCUAAAUUCAAACUUCCCAUCACUUCAUCCACACCACUCAUUCUUAUCAGCGCAGGCACCGGCUUCGCACCCUUCCGCGCCUUUCUUGCCGAGCGCACUAAACUCCACGCUAUCGGCAAGCCCGUUGGCAAGAUCCUCUUGUUCUUCGGGUGUCGCAGCGCGCACUCGGACUUCAUAUACCGCGAAGAGCUCGAGAAGAUGCAGAACAGCCUUGGGGACAAGCUUGAAAUUGUAACAGCGUUCUCGAGAGACGGUGAUAAGAAGGUGUACGUUCAGGAUCGAGUAGAGGAGUAUGCGGGGGAGAUACUCGAGAUGCUUGAUGCCGGUGCGAAUCUGUAUGUAUGCGGCAAAGCGAGUAUGGCAAGGGAGGUGGAUGGGAAGAUCGAGGAGGCUGCUGCGACGGUGAAGGGGCUGGGAGAGACUGAGGUGAAGGCUUGGACCGAUGGGUUGAAGAAGCGUGGGAAGUGGAAGGCAGAUGUGUGGGGGUAG
Molecule: messenger RNA, 2514 nt
Organism: Trematosphaeria pertusa
Lineage: Eukaryota; Fungi; Ascomycota; Dothideomycetes; Pleosporales; Trematosphaeriaceae
Product: cytochrome P450 reductase 2
Exons: 1
Coding region: 373-2514 (713 amino acids)
Cellular component (GO): cytosol
Molecular function (GO): flavin adenine dinucleotide binding; NADPH-hemoprotein reductase activity; FMN binding
Source: RefSeq, a predicted model, not a curated record